UAAAAUGAAGAAAUAAGAUUGGAAAUUCAUGUAAGUAUUCGGUGACAAAGCCUCAUCUGAUAAUGUUAGUGAUGAAGACAUUAUUUCAGCUGUUUAAUUUGAAAGGACUGGAAGAUUUUUAGGUUUAGGAGACAGAGCAGGACGUUUAAUAGUUUUUGAAGUUCCAUAAACUAAAAAGAAAGAUAAAGCAGAAUAUUAGUAUAAAUAUUGAGCAAUUUUAUAGGUAUUUGACUGAACUUUAAUCUCAUACAAGAGAGUUUGAUUUCUUAAAGAGUACUGAUAUAGAAGAAAAGAUCAAUUAACUUCAGUGGUUAAGAGGAUAAGGUAAAAACAUGUACAUUUUGACUACUAAUGAUAAGACAGUGAAAUUAUGGAAGAUCAGUGAAAAGAAUGUCACUAAAGUUAUUAAACCUAGUGGUAAAGAUUUAGCAAUGCCUAAACUAUAGGUUGUUGAAAGUGGAUUAAUUCCAAGGUAAUUUUAUAUAUUCUAUAAAUUUAAGUGUUAGAAAAGUAUUUCCAAAUCUACAUAAUUAUCAUAUUAAUUCAUUAACUGCCUCUAAUAAUGAAGAAUUUGUUUUGACUUCAGAUGAUUUAAAGGUUUAUUUAUGGAGUAUUGAAUAACCAUCUAAAGCUUUUGUGGCUGUUGAUUUAAAACCAGAGAAUUUAGAUGAAUUAAGUGAAGUAAUUACAUCCUCUACUUUUCAUCCAACUUUAGAUAAUUAAUUUUUGUAUACUACCAGCAAAGGAAUUAUUAAAUUAUGUGAUAUGAGAAAGUCAGGUAUUUGUGACAAUACUGCUAUUACAAUGUCUGAACCUGAAGAUCCAGCUAAGAAGAAUUUCUUUACUGAAAUAGUAACAUCUAUAUCAGAUGCUUGUUUCAGUCGAAAUGGAAAAUAUAUUUUUUCAAGAGAUUUCCUUACUGUUAAAGUUUGGGAUAUUGCAAUGACUAAUAAACCAGUUGCUACUGUCUAAGUAUUUGAACCACUUAAAUCUAAAUUAUGUGAUCUUUAUGAAAAUGAAUGCAUUUUUGAUAAAUUUUCAAUUGCAUCAACUCUUGAUUCUAAUAGUUUUAUUACUGGAAAUUUUAAUAGCACAUUUCAUGUUGUAGAUAGAAUGGGUACAACUUAUUAUUAUUAUUAGGUGAAUGUAAUUCAUAAUACGAACUUAAUUUCAAUAAGAAAACUAUUGUGAGAUAAAUCCCACCUAAGUAUUUCGAGAAUUUGGGAUCAUCCUAUGAUUUUAAUCGUAAAGUUUAGAAAUUGAGUAUGUGCCAAACCUAGAAUCUUGUUGCUGUAGCUUGCCUCAAUUGUCUCUAUUUUUAUACAGCAUGACAAUUACAUAUUUAUCCAAUUAUAAAUAUAUACGAUAAAC
This is a messenger RNA of Paramecium primaurelia, 1371 nucleotides long. The record is from the annotation of a GenBank genome assembly. Lineage: Eukaryota; Ciliophora; Oligohymenophorea; Peniculida; Parameciidae.